Molecule: messenger RNA, 7945 nt
Organism: Ictidomys tridecemlineatus (thirteen-lined ground squirrel)
Lineage: Eukaryota; Metazoa; Chordata; Mammalia; Rodentia; Sciuridae
Gene: Prmt6
Product: protein arginine methyltransferase 6
Biological process (GO): chromatin remodeling; peptidyl-arginine methylation, to asymmetrical-dimethyl arginine
Molecular function (GO): histone methyltransferase activity; protein-arginine N-methyltransferase activity
Source: RefSeq, a predicted model, not a curated record
CGGGCUCCCAGCCGCGCCGCGCCUCGCAAAGCCCGCCGGGAGCCGGCUGCAGCCGCCAAGAUGUCGCAGACUAAGAAGAGAAAGCUUGAGUCGGGGGGCGGCGGCGAAGGAGGGGAGGGAACUGAAGAGGAAGAUGGCGGGGAGCAGGAGGUGGCCGUGCCACGACCCCGGAGGACUAAGCGCGAGCGGGACCAGCUGUACUACGAGUGCUACUCGGACGUGUCGGUCCACGAGGAGAUGAUCGCCGACCGCGUCCGCACCGAUGCCUACCGCCUGGGUAUCCUGCGGAACUGGGCAGCUCUGCGAGGCAAGACCGUGUUGGACGUGGGUGCAGGCACCGGCAUUUUGAGCAUCUUCUGUGCCCAGGCCGGGGCCCGGCGCGUGUACGCGGUGGAGGCCAGCGCCAUUUGGCAACAGGCCCGGGAGGUAGUGCGGCUCAACGGGCUGGAGGACCGAGUGCAUGUCCUGCCAGGUCCAGUGGAGACCGUGGAGUUGCCAGAGCAGGUGGAUGCCAUCGUGAGCGAGUGGAUGGGCUAUGGACUUCUGCACGAGUCCAUGCUGAGCUCUGUGCUGCACGCGCGGACCAAGUGGCUGAAGGAGGGCGGUAUUCUCCUACCGGCUUCCGCUGAGCUCUUCGUAGCCCCCAUUAGCGACCAGAUGCUGGAGUGGCGCCUAGGCUUUUGGAGCCAGGUGAAGCAGCACUAUGGCGUGGACAUGAGUUGCCUAGAGAGUUUCGCCACACGCUGCCUCAUGAGCCACUCGGAGAUCGUGGUGCAGGGUCUGUCCGGCGAGGACGUGCUGGCCCGGCCACAGCGUUUUGCUCAGCUCGAGCUGGCCCGCGCCGGCCUGGAACAGGAGCUGGAGGCCGGGGUGGGCGGGCGCUUCCGCUGCAGCUGUUAUGGCUCGGCGCCCAUGCAUGGUUUUGCCAUCUGGUUCCAGGUGACCUUCCCUGGAGGAGAUUCGGAGAAACCCCUGGUGCUGUCCACCUCGCCUUUUCAUCCGGCCACACACUGGAAGCAGGCACUCCUCUACCUAAACGAGCCGGUACAAGUGGAACAAGACACGGACGUUUCAGGAGAGAUCACGCUGCUGCCCUCCCGGGACAACCCUCGUCGCCUGCGCGUUCUGCUGCGCUACAAAGUGGGAGACCAGGAGGAAAAGACCAAAGACUUUGCCAUGGAAGACUGAGCAUUGCCUUUUCUCCCAGCCCCACCUCCUAAGGCAGCCUGGCCUGUUUGGGAGAGGCAUAGGGAGGUCGGAGGAGAAUGGGAAAUCCCAUGUGCAAGUAUCGUGUGAUGGUAUCAUCAUGGCUAUAUGUGAAGAGCAAUGUAUGACCCUGGACACCAAAUGAUCCAAAGGAAAACCAAGACCUUUGGAGUGAGGAUACUUCCUAAAGGAUGCAAGUCUAAUAUAUAUCAGUAUACAGGCAUUGUUCUCUCUUGUGGACUGGUACUGAUUGUUUGGGGCCAUUAGGGCCCCAAGCAAGAACUCCUAGGCCCAAAGAAAAAUAUGGUAAAGUUAUACUUGUUUCCCUCAAACAACUUACAUUUAUUUAACCCUAUGAAAUGUCCCAAAUAUUUUCAUUAUGUUCAUUGGACCAAUGAAUAUUUUAUUGAUUAUAUGAAGUAAUAGUCAUUGUUAACCAUGUAGGAUACAAACCAAUAGAACAGAUUCUGCCUUCAGAUACAUACCUUUAUAAGAUAACUACUAAGUAUAAUAAACAACAGGCUAAGGACUGGGUUGGUCUUGAUGUUAGGAAGGACAGAUAAUUAUCUUCCUUUCUCAUACAGAUUUACACAGAUAUUGAAGGAUUUGCAUAAAGUUGCAUGUCUGAUACUUAAGUCCUCCUAACCUCAAAAAUUCACUUUUUCAUUAUAUCAAUCCUGCAUGCUUCAGUCAAAAACAUAAAAGUACAUACCUCCUGAGUAGGUAACAACUAUUUUUAUCCUUUUACGACCAAGAAAGGGAAAACUCCUUAGCCCUUGGAAAUCUCACUGGAGAGCUCUUAGGCCUUGAAAAACCACCCCCUUUAAGAAUAGGGUCUCAAGGUUUGACAGAUACUAAGCACUCAUUAAACACUCCCAAUGCCCAUUCUUUAACAGCUAAUCAAAUGUGAUACAUAUCCUGAGGCCCCCAGAAAACUGAAUCCUCAACACUGUGAGGCCAUUUGUCCUUGGUCCUUGGUACCAGAGAGAAAAGAACCAGAUGAGUUUGAAAGUGAUGCUGAAAAUGGCCAAGAGUCAAGUAGGUAAAAAUGUGAAAAGCAUUUCAGCAAACAACUAACAUUUUGCUUAUGGUCAGCCCUAUUGUUAUCUUCAUACUUCACACUACCUAAUGUGGCUGAGGGAUUGGUCUUGGGGGCACUAAAUAACAAAGAUAUCCCAUUCUUACAUGUGCAUCUUUUGAUGCAUUGAUUUAUUCAUUGAUCCAAUAAACCAGCAAUGUAAAUUCUAAGAUAAGUAAAUUCUAUUUGACUAUAAUAUGGUAGGGAACUUAAUUAACAACAUCAAUAAUUUACAUGCAUUGUUGAGUCUGGAAAAGCUUCAUUCAACUAAACCUUAUCUGUUGAAGCAAGAUUGGAAAGGCAGCAAAAAUAUAGCUUAUACUCUCAGAUACAUAAUGAAAUCCUCAGGAAAAAAUCCUCUCUGAUAUUAAUUCCAGAAACAAGUCCAUAUCCUCUGAAUAACUGGUUUGUUUCAUAAAAGACAUAGCAUAUUGGUUAAAUGACCCUCCACAAUGGCUGCUAGAAGGCUGAGCCAAUUUUAUGCCUCACUUGUCCUAUUUUUUUUUUUUUUAAUCUUUGCAUCUGGCUCCCUUCUACACUCUAUAAUUUUUUCUCUGAUUUUUCGUCUCACACUUGUAGUACAUCAUAUAUGUUUUGUUGGUAUUUAUGUAACCUUUAUCUCUUCUAAAUUUUUUUGACAUUAAAAUGUUUUCCUACUUGAAAUACCUACAAGAGGCCUGCGGGUGAGGAGGUUAGAGAAAGGACCCGAGAACUCAGAUAUGUGUCCCCGAAAUUUCCUACAAAAUGUGUUUGUCUCAGAUUUUUCAUUGGGUUGAACAGCUGAUUUGAUUCCCAUACUUUUAGCCAACUUUACAGAAUUCUACAUUUUGUAGAAUCAAAAUUUCGGAGUAUAUGAAAACUCAGACAUGUAGAGAACCUCGAAUAAAAUCGUGAAUAAAGCUCUUUCAAAGCCUAGGACAAGUCUUGAUUAAAUCUGAAACACACUAGUAAGAAGAAUUAUAGGUUUCUAAACCUUUUUCAGAAAUGUGUCAAAAUAGUUAUGGUAACGAUAAGGCGGUAUAUGGCAUAAUUAGACUAUUUGUCAAAAUAUUGUAUAUAUUUGCAGGAAAAGAAACAAAAAUCUUGGGCCUGAUUAAAUAUUAAGAGGAUUUUAAUAAAAAAUCAGGACAUGACCAGUAGCAGUGAAAUUGUGCUCCUUUGGUAUCUUUGAUAAUUAAAUUCAUUAUUGUUGAUAAUAGAAGUAGUAGGGGAAGACUGGUGAAGAUUUCAGUUGAUUGAGUAGCUUUAAACACAGCAGACAUGUAUAAUAUAGGGAACUGGUGGGGUGCUGAUAUCUUUUCAGUACAAAAAAUGCUCCUUAAAGUACAAAAAAAGGAAGAAAAUAGAGAAGGAAAGGCAGUCAGAAGGAAAUGAUCUCUGUACUUUUUAAAAUCUUUGCAGGCACUCCACUAAUGAAGUGAGAUAUGUGUUUGUGAAAAACUUUCACAUUCUGCAAAAUUGUUGGCUAAAAAUAACAAAGUGAUGAGAAACAUGAGAUGGGUGAUCCACCAAAACCUAUAAAGCUUUGUAACUAAGAGUACUAAUACGGUACUAUUUAUAAUAAAAGUAGUAGCAGUUAAUUCCUAAUAAAUUCUAAAGUAAAUAUAAGUAAGGAGAGCUCAAUGGAAGGAAAUAAGAAAGAACUUCACAAACAAAACCCGCAAAGAUGGGGAAAAGGCUCAAUAAAUAUUUCUAAGAUAAAGAGAAUAUGGUCAGAGCCAGCAGGAAGAACCUAGUGCAUGAUACAUUCCUCUUAGCUCACUGUAUUGAACUACACCUUGUGCUUUGUGUUCAGUAGCAGUUACCAGGGGGUGCUAAGUAAUAAUGAUGACACUGAUGGCAUAUAAAUCAGCUGACUUCCACUUACACUGGCAUUAUUUCCCUACAUACCAGUUGAAUUCAAAUUCAUUUGAUUUACAGAAGCAUUCAUUGAAGCAGAACACUUCGUCUUUUGUUCAAUUUUCAAAAAUUAAUUUAAAAUUCCAUUGGGUUUAUAGAUCUUUCAGUGCAAAUUUUGAAGGGAAGUAGAAUGGAGAGUCACAUGUGGCUAUAACUAUACUUAAGUAUAAAUUUAUAUAAUUUAUAGUUUUAGUCACAAGGAACAUAUAUAGAAAAUUUGAGGAAUGAAAAUACUGACCUGUGUAGAGUGGAAGGAAAAUGGUUGAAUACAGUUACUUGAGUUUAGGUGUUAGUUGGAUAGAUGGGAAUGGGGACAAUAGCUGUUUUUUCCAAAGUCACUGGACAGCAUAAAAACCUCUUGGAGACAUAGAAACCUAUAGUGAAAUAAGCAAAUAAAUGAUUUGGAUCCUGAUUUGUAUAUUCUACUCAUCACAAUUUCCUUAGAGUAAGUUUUUAUUUUUUCCCUGAAAUUGUGGGCUUAUAACAAAAGUAAGUAUUGUGAUUGAUGGCAAACUACUGCUUAUUUUUUGUCUUUUUUGUUUGUUUGUUUGUUGUUAUUGUUGUUGUACUAGGGAUUGAACCCAGGGCCACUCAACCACUACACUAUGUCCCCAGAAUUUUUUUUUUUUUUUGAGACAGGAUCUCAUAAGUUGCUGAUGUUGGCCUCAAAACACACAUUCUCCUGCCUCAGCCUCCCCAGGAGAGAUUAUAGGCACAUACUACUGAGCCUGGCAACUGCUGCUUAUUUUGAUGUUUGACUUUUUCUUUUCAGCUUAAUUCCUAAAAAUUCCUAAACCUAUUUGAGGAUUUGUGUAUUUAAGAACUAUUUAAUCCUCUCGAAUUAGGGAACAAAAUCUUCCAACACAUAUUACUUCAAGCUAUACAUAAUUUGGUAACGGGUGGUGUGGAGUGAUGUGACUACUAGACUGUUAGAUGUUUUUAAAUAAAUACUUGCAGCUUUGCUCUUUUUAACACUAUUGUAUAUUACUUAUUUUAUAUGUUAAGAUAAUCAUAUAUUAUUGUAUUUAAAUCAUUAUAAGAAUAAAGUAAGGAAUUUUGACCUUAUAUAUGAUGAUGGAAAAAGAUUGAGAUCCACAAGUGGUUAACAUUUUUAUUUUAUCCUUUCAUUAGUAUCAGACUUUUUACCAGGACUUUUUAUAAAAGUAGCAAACUGCUUAUUUGUCUUUUAAUUUUUGUCAUAGGGGUUUGAAUCCAGGGCCUCAAGCAUGCCAGGCAAGCAGGCUACCACUGAGCCACAUCCUCAGACCCCACACUGCUUAUUUUACUGUGUACUUUUCAUUCUACAAUAUUUAUCAUUUGGGGGAACUAUAAAAAUAGGAAACAUUUAAAUGGUUAGGACUGUACAGUAAGAGAAUUUUAAAAAAGAGGAUUUGGGAAAUCCAAAGAUUAAAUAUGCAGUCCUUGAAUAAUUGAGAAUUUUUUCUAGUCAGAAUAAUUAGAGGAAAACAAGGAGAGAAUGACGGCAAUUACAACAAACAGAUUUUAAUACAAAAUGAAAUUAGAAACCACCAGGAAAUGUGCUGUUUAUGAUAAAUAGUAUUAAAUACCAGCCAGCUUUGCUUAAAACCUCAAGAGAUUUAUAGAGCCCAGGCAUUAUUAUAAGAUGGAAGCACAUAUAAAUUAAUUUUGUAAUUUUGGGUCCAAGAAAAAUAUUAUGCCAAAGCUUCAGAAUGGUAAAUAAGUUCUUAUGCAGGUAGGAGGCAGAAUAGUUGAGUUACUCUAUACAAUCAACAUAAAACAAGAUCAAUAAAGGAUGUGGUCCUUGCAGCACCCCAUGAAUAGUGAUGUUAAGACACUGAAAUGAUGUAUUAUUCAGUGGUAAAAUAUGUUAUAUGGUUGUUAAUAGGCUAUAGUUUUUCAUUUUUAAUUUGUUAUGUCUGAUUUAUUUUAUACCAGAUGAUAAUGCAUUCUUAGAAAUAUAUUAUGAAAAUAUCAUAUGCUGAAACUUUAUACCAAAUGAUAUUCCAUUGCACCCAUUACUACUUAGUAUGUGAAAUGUUUUUUUAUGCAACAUGUUAUAUUACAUCAAACCAUGCAGUUUCAUUUAAAUCAAUGACAUUAACAUUGUUUACUUCACAUGAGUUAUACAUAAUAAAAUAAUAUCCCAUAAAGAAUGGCUUUCAUCCAAAAGAAGAUUCCAUAUUUGUUACAAACGUUCAUCUAAGCAAAUACCUCCCUUGUCAGACAGAAUAAGCAAUCAUGAUACUCAAGCAUCUUUGUUAAUUUUUAAAUCAUAUUGAGUAGCUAAUAUAUACUUUAGAUACAUUAUUUUAUUUACCAAAAUAGUUCUGUGAAGUAGUUCUAUUAUCAAUCCUAUCUUAUAGAUGAGAAAACAAAGGCAUGAAGGAGUUUGGCAAAUUGUCCCAGGCUACACAGUAAGUAGCAGAGCCUGGGACUCACCCCUGAAAAUCUGGACACCUCAUCUUUUCUACUGUAUGUCCUAUAUGUGACAGUUGGGCUCUCAGAGUUAAAGUGACAUUUAUAGGCACUAAAAAUAGAUUGGAACUUGUCUUAGGUUAGGUACCCCAGGAAUGGAUUCUUCAGCAAACCAGCUUGCAUUCACGUGCUGACACACACAUGCACAUACUUAUACUUUUUUUAGAAGAGUUUGAAAUAGACCCAGAAGACAUCGAUUGGCAAAUGUAAUGCAAUUCUUGAAAAAUACAGUGAUGUCACCCCAAUAAAUGUCAUGCAAUUCCCUAGCUUUUCUUUGCUCAUGCUGCCACCCCCUGCUUAUCUAGAAUGCCCAUCUUCUCUCCUUCCCUUCCUAUUUCCUAUUCAAGAGUCUGCUUAAGUACUACCUCUUGUCUUAAGCUUUCCUCAUCUCUCUGUUCAAAGGAGUCCUUUCACAAUCUCAUACUCUGCUUCAUGCACUUUAAGCUUUUGGAUCUUGCCUCUAUCUACUUUCAUUUAGUUUUAUUAUUCUUUCAGGAAAAGAUACAUUUCUUAUACAUCUUAGCAUCUCCCAUUUUACCUAGCAUGUAGUACCUGAUGGUUUUUAUUCUGUUAACAUAUACUGUGUUUCUUUGUGUUCCUCAGAAAAGAAGAGAGUAUUUUAUGACUUCAGUUAGAUUUUCUGGCUGAAUGAGUCAAUUUUCUGUCACUGUAACAAAUACCUAAAAUAAUCAGCUUAUAAAGACAAAAGGUUUAUUUUGGUUCACAAUGGAGGUUUCCAUCCAUGGUCAAUUGUUCCUUUUGCUUUGGAUGAGGUGGCACAUCAUGAUGGGAAUGUGUGGAACCCAAUAAACAUCACCCUGGGGAGCAAGUUUUUACCAUAUGGACUUUUUUUGGAGGCAUUUAAAAUCCAAACUAUAGCACUGGCUUAACUGAAUUUGCUAAAGGUAUUAGGAGAACAUGGUGACCACAUAUUAAUAAAUUCUAUUACUAAAAGGAAAUCAAUUAUUUUAUCCCAAUCUGAAGGUAAUAUAUUUUUAAUUGAAUGAUAGCUUUAAGGCUGAGUUCUGCCUGGAAAAAUAAUAAAAUAUCUAGCUAUAAAACAAAAUUGAACUUGUUAUUGUUCAUCAAAAAAAAAAAAAAAGCCUUAACCAAUUUACAGCAAGUUUUAUUGGGAAGAACUUCAUCCAAAACUUCAAUGCAUAUGCCAAGUUUUGGUAUAGUGUGUUAAAUUGCUUCAGCAUAAGGUCUGUGGUUCAUCAUAUCUAAUCUAUACAUAGGAAAUGUGACAUUAUUAUAAAGUGUAAUUAUUUUCAGAAACUUUAAAAUAAAGUGUUUUUAAUUAAA